CUAGUUUCACUACCCUCCUCUCACCCUUCUCACCAAAUAAGGUUUCACCUUCUCCAUCCAUCAGCCUCGCCGAGGCCACAACAUUCGUAGGAGGGAGGGGAAAACAUUCGGCCAUGGCCUCGCUCCGCAUCCUUCCGGCGAUGACCCUCACCAUCCUCUUCUACAUCCUCUUCUACGUCGUGGCCGACACCGCCGUCGCCACCGACGCUCCCGACUACCUCGUCCAGGGCCGCGUCUACUGCGACACGUGCCGCGCCGGGUUCGAGACCAAUGUCACCGAGUACAUCAAGGGUGCCAAGGUCAGGCUGGAGUGCAAGCACUUCGGCACUGGCAAUGUCGAGCGCAGCGUCGAAGGAGUGACUGACGAGACCGGCACGUACAAAAUUGAACUCAAGGACAGCCACGUGGAGGACAUCUGCGAGGUCGUCCUCGUCGAGAGCCCCCUCGCAAACUGUGCCGAGGUCCAGGCGACCAGGGACCGUGCCCGCGUUGUGCUCACCAGAGACGAUGGCAUCUGCGACAACCUGCGCCCUGCCAACCCGCUCGGCUACUUCAAGGACGUGCCGCUGCCCGUCUGCAGCGAGCUGCUCAAGCAAUUCGACUUGGCUGACGAUGACGAGUAAGAGUAAGGCGACGAUCCACAAACUAUAAUCAAUUUCCUGGCCUGCAAGUAGCAUGGAUGUGUCAGCAAAGUACAGAGUGCACGCUUAGCAAUAUCCGAAAACAUGAAAACUGUAAGUUUGCUGUCUAUCUAAUGUUACUCACAGCCUUGUGAGUUGGGACUAACCAGAUUUUGAGUGCUGCA
Messenger RNA from Phragmites australis (common reed), 805 nucleotides. RefSeq names its product pollen-specific protein C13-like. The record is from RefSeq and is a predicted model, not a curated record. The transcript is spliced from 2 exons. NCBI's taxonomy places the organism in Eukaryota, Viridiplantae, Streptophyta, Magnoliopsida, Poales, Poaceae. Bases 114 to 623 code for a protein of 169 amino acids.